This is a messenger RNA of Chionomys nivalis (European snow vole), 2017 nucleotides long. RefSeq names its product SEC62 homolog, preprotein translocation factor (gene Sec62). The transcript is spliced from 8 exons. Gene Ontology annotation, biological process: post-translational protein targeting to membrane, translocation. NCBI's taxonomy places the organism in Eukaryota, Metazoa, Chordata, Mammalia, Rodentia, Cricetidae. The coding region runs from base 90 to 1286 and encodes 398 amino acids. The record is from RefSeq and is a predicted model, not a curated record. Gene Ontology annotation, cellular component: endoplasmic reticulum; endoplasmic reticulum membrane.
GGCCGCGAACCGCCGCGCUCUCGCGAGAUUUACGCCACCUCCUCCCCGUCCAGGCUCCACGUCAGAAGGAACCGGGCGGAGCGGCCAACAUGGCGGAACGCAGGCGACACAAGAAGCGGAUCCAGGAAGUUGGCGAGCCGUCAAAAGAAGAGAAGGCCAUAGCCAAGUAUCUUCGAUUCAACUGUCCAACAAAGUCCACCAAUAUGAUGGGUCAUCGAGUUGAUUAUUUUAUUGCUUCAAAAGCAGUGGAUUGCCUCUUGGAUUCAAAAUGGACAAAGGCCAAGAAAGGAGAGGAGGCUUUAUUUACAACCAGGGAGUCUGUGGUUGACUACUGCAACAGGCUUUUAAAGAAACAGUUUUUUCAUCGGGCCCUGAAAGUAAUGAAAAUGAAGUAUGAUAAAGACAUAAAAAAAGAAAAAGAUAAAGGAAAAUCUGAAAGUGGGAAAGAAGAAGAUAAAAAGAGCAAGAAAGAAAAUAUAAAAGAAGAAAAGACAAAAAAGGAAAAAGAGAAAAAGAAAGAUGGUGAAAAGGAGGAGUCCAAAAAGGAGGAAACUCCAGGAACUCCAAAAAAGAAGGAAACUAAGAAAAAAUUCAAACUUGAGCCACAUGAUGAUCAAGUUUUUCUGGAUGGAAAUGAGGUUUAUGUGUGGAUCUAUGACCCAGUUCACAUUAAAACAUUUGUCAUGGGAUUAAUUCUUGUUAUUGCAGUAAUAGCAGCCACCCUCUUCCCCCUCUGGCCGGCAGAAAUGCGAGUAGGUGUCUAUUACCUCAGUGUGGGUGCAGGCUGUUUUGUGGCCAGCAUUCUUCUCCUUGCUAUUGCUCGCUGCAUUCUGUUCCUCAUCAUCUGGCUGAUAACUGGAGGAAGGCACCACUUUUGGUUCUUGCCAAACCUGACUGCUGAUGUGGGCUUCAUUGACUCCUUCAGGCCUCUGUACACACAUGAAUACAAAGGACCAAAAGCAGACUUAAAGAAAGAGGAGAGAUCGGAAACCAAAAAGCAACAGAAGUCCGACAGUGAGGAAAAGUCAGACAGUGAGAAAAAGGAAGAUGAAGACGGGAAAGUAGCACCGGGAAAUCAUGGAACAGAAGGCUCAGGCGGAGAGCAGCACUCAGACACGGACAGUGACAGGAGGGGAGACGACCGGUCCCAGCACAGUAGUGGGAACGGGAAUGAUUUCGAGAUGAUCACGAAAGAGGAACUGGAACAGCAGACAGAUGGAGAUUGUGAUGAAGAAGAUGAUGACAAAGAUGGAGAAAUGCACAAAUCUGCACAUGAAAAAUUAUAAUCUGACGAAUUUGGGGACUGAAUAAGUGCAGCAAGUUGUGUUUUCUACGUUGGGUGAUCAUAAUGUACACGUGGCAUUUGUAGCAUUCUUUAAAUCCAUUUUCUGAAAUGUAUUUGACAUUCAGUUAAAGUCAGCCUUUUGUUUUGUAGAGCAUUGGUACUAUUGGCACAGUCUAAAGCCAUUACUAAUUUUAUCCAUCUGAUAAUUUUACAGUAAGUAGGCCUCAUUUUGAUAGUUAUCAAAGAAAUAUUGUCCACAGUGACAUUUAGAUUAAGGGCAUUUUUGAUAGUUGUAUGGCUUUUUACUGUUAGACUAAUGGAAAUCACUAAAGAAACUGCAGCAUUUCAAAUUAUGCAUAAAUAUAUAGCCAUUUUGCAGUUUCUUUACAAUGAAAUGCAUAAACUCAUUGUUCUUGGUAGCUAUGCUUUUGUUUUUCUUCAUAAAUUAUACCAGAAAAUUCCUUUUUAAGAUUUUGAGUUAGCAGGGAUCAAGAACAUUUUGUGGAAACAAACCAGCUAGUAACAGUGCAGCAAUACUUUUAAUUUUGCUACAAAUUCUCCUUUUCCAACUUAGGAAAUCCAAACUGAAUUGUGCAUUCAAUCCAGAGAAAGGUGGUCAUCUCCAACACAGUGAAGAGCACUGAUUAGAAGACGAGGGCUCUUCCUUCCUCCCAUCUCCUUGUCAUAAAAUGUAUUCUGUACAUAAUUUAAAAAUAAAACAUUUUAUUUUAA